This is a messenger RNA of Chondrus crispus (carragheen), 789 nucleotides long. RefSeq lists its product as hypothetical. Gene Ontology annotation, cellular component: nucleus; cytosol. The transcript has 3 exons. Gene Ontology annotation, molecular function: pantothenate kinase activity; ATP binding. Bases 1 to 789 code for a protein of 262 amino acids. The record is from RefSeq and is a predicted model, not a curated record. NCBI's taxonomy places the organism in Eukaryota, Rhodophyta, Florideophyceae, Gigartinales, Gigartinaceae. Gene Ontology annotation, biological process: coenzyme A biosynthetic process.
AUGUCCUGCACCGUUGCGGGCCUCAACUUCCUCCUUACCACAGUCAAGGAGGAGCCAGCCCCGGAUUUUGCCCGCAAGUUUGUCGACACCACCCGCCAUCCCUUCCCUUAUCUGCUCGUCAACAUCGGCUCAGGUGUCUCCAUCGUCAAAGUCACUGGUCACGGCCAGUUUGAGCGUGUCAGCGGCUCAUCGCUAGGCGGCGGCACAUUUUGGGGACUUGCGCGCAUGCUGCUUGACUGCGCCACCUUUGAUGAUGUCAUCCGCCUCACCCAUGACGGCGACAACGCAAACGUUGAUAUGCUUGUCGGUGAUAUUUAUGGCGGUGCGUACUCGAACCUCGGUCUCGACUCCAGCGUCAUCGCCGCCUCGUUCGGCAAGGCCACUAUGCUUAUCGACCCUCCCGAGCUUCCCAACUUCUCCGCCACUUUUCGCCAGCAGGACAUAGCCCUGUCAUUACUGAGAAUGGUUUCCUACAAUAUUGGCCAGAUCGCCUACCUGAACGCCCGUGUGCACAACUUGGAUCGCAUAUACUUUGGCGGCAACUUUAUCAGAAACCAUCCCUAUACCAUUGCCGAUAUUGGGACUGUGGGACGGGACGAAGGCGGCGAGCAGGCGCAAGGCGGCCUCGAGCGAGCGCGGGGAGACGGGGAUGGGUGCGAUCUUGAUGGCGUCGAGGGCAGAGAUCUCCGUCUCAGCGGAAGCGUGUGUGCGGGCGGCGUCGAAGACGGUCGGGAGGAAAUCGGUGAGCGGGGUGGGCAACUCAUGCUGGACAGAGAAAGGCAGAGUUAA